This is a messenger RNA of Helobdella robusta, 1029 nucleotides long. RefSeq lists its product as hypothetical. The annotation marks the transcript as partial. The record is from RefSeq and is a predicted model, not a curated record. Gene Ontology annotation, cellular component: cytoplasm. Lineage: Eukaryota; Metazoa; Annelida; Clitellata; Rhynchobdellida; Glossiphoniidae. The transcript is spliced from 9 exons. Gene Ontology annotation, molecular function: protein binding; phosphatase regulator activity; enzyme inhibitor activity.
AAAAAGCGGCUACUGCAGCUAAAACGCUACUGCCAGUAUGAAAAACAGCUAGAAAAAGCUGUGGCUAAGAAACCCCUGCUACAGAUGAGUAAAAAGUCAAACAGCGGUGUUGUUAAAAAACAGCUACGUGAGGUGAGGUUUGUUGGGAAGGUUAGGCUACUUGAAGCUGCCGCUAGGAAUGACGUCGAUGAAGUCCGACAACUUUUGGAAAGCGGUGUGAGCCCAGAUGUUGCAAAUGAUGAUGGGCUCACGGCCAUGCAUCAAUGCUGCAUAGAUAACUUCGAAGAAAUGUUAUGCCUAUUAAUAGAAUACGGCGCCAACGUUAACGCUUGCGACAGCGAACUGUGGACGCCACUACACGCCGCGGCUGCCUGUGGCCACCUCUAUCUAUGCAAACAUUUAAUUGAAAAUGGAUCUAACUUGAUGGCGGUCAACUGCGACGCCAUGAUGCCCUACGACAUCUGCGACAACGACGCCACCCUUGACUACAUCGAGACGGAAAUGACGAAAAGAGGGAUAACGCAACAGUUGAUAGACGAGACACGCAACCUUCGAGAACAGACGAUGUUGAGAGAGCUGAAGGAGAAGAUAGACGUCAACUGGACCGGAAGGAAUGGAGAAACUCUCCUGCACAUAGCCGCCUGCAAUGGAUACACAGACGUCGCCCAAUACCUGCUCACCGUACCAGGCAUCAACAUCGACGCCCUAGACCACGAAUUGUGGCAGCCAAUCCACUGCGCCGUUUGCUGGAAUCAGCUCGGUGUACUAGAGUUAUUAUUGGCCCACGGAGCUAACCUGGAUGCCAGGACCCGGAACGGAGAAACGCCAUUGGACAUGUGUGAAGACGACGAACUAAGACAACAGAUUGUUGACAUGAAAGAUCAUUGGCAAAGAAAUAACAAAUCCUCAAGGUCACGCGACUUACAACAUAGACACAGCAGUAAUACCAGAAGCUCUUCAGUACGUAGAACGAGUAUGAAACAGAAGAAGGCAACUUCUAUGAAGGAAGCUAUAGAAGAAGGAAAGAUG